UAAAGAAAAUGGCAGAUUUGGCGGAAACUGUAGGAAAUGGGAGUACGUUCUCCAAACUCUGGUGUGCAGGAAUAACAACCAUCAUACUCAUUUGGGCUUUGUUGCGGACUCGGAAGCAGCGAUCGAGAUUUAGAGGGGCUAGAGUGUGGCCCGUUCUGGGCGUGCUUCCCUCGUUGCUUUUUCACUUGGGCCACCUAUACGACUGGCUUACGCAUCUGUUUAUCGUAAACGGCGGAACAUUCAGGUUUCCGGGCCCUUGGAAAUGCCGGAUUUUUACUGCCGAUCCUGCAAACAUAGAAUACCUGCUGAAAACCAGGUACCACAAUUUCGGCAAAGGGGAGGAUUACAAGGACAUGUUUCGCGACAUGUUUGGCGAAUCCGUUGUGGUGGAUGAUGGGGAGUCUUUCAAGAAGCGCAGUGUGUCUGUCGGCAAGGCGCUCUCCUCGCCCGCCUUCCGCAACUUUGCGGCCGCCGCCAUGCCGGCCGUGAUGCAGCAAAAUCUCGUUCCCGUCUUCACAGAGGCCUGUGAGAAAGGCGCCGUCAUCGACCUGCAAAACGUGUUCCACCGGCUGGCUUGUUAUAACUUGUGUCUUUUCGGCGGAGGUGUGGAACUUGAGUGCCUGAGCCCGGGCCUGACAAGAGUUGCCUUCAUAGAGGCCUUCGAUGAGGCUUUACAGUCCAUUAUGACUCGCCUCCUCAUGCCCCCUUUUUGUUGGAAAACUUUGAGGUUCUUUAACGUUUUGUUUGAGCGCCAGCUUGUUAGGGCCACAGAGUUCGUCUACGACUUUGUUGUUCAUGAAUUGCAUUCUCGCUGGCGCGCUAAACAGGACGGCUCUUCAUGGGCCAACAUCGCAUCGGCCUUUCUUCAGUACGAGGGGGAAAACGGGCGGUUUUAUUCGGAUAGAAGAGUACACGAGUUAUUCGUGAACCUCAUUUUCGCGGGCAAGGACACGGUUACGGCGGGGCUCACAUGGUUAUUCUGGCUAGUGGCGACGCAUCCCCGUGUCGAAGGGGAAAUUUUAGCAGAGAUUCGAGAGAUCGUGAAGCAGAGGAAGAGUUCGGACGAUCAGGAUCCGUUUUGUUUUAGCUUCGAAGAAGUAAAACGGAUGGAUUACCUGCAUGCAGCAGUGACGGAGUCUCUCCGGCUGUACCCGCCUGUUCCCAUUGAGCUCACGGCUUGCGAGGAAGACGAUGUUCUGCCCGACGGCACGCCCGUGGAGAAGGGCGCGCUGGUUUUGUACUCGAUUUACUCGUCCGGCAGGUUGGAGAGCGUUUGGGGUGAGGAUUGCAUGGAAUUCAAGCCGGAAAGGUGGAUGAAGAAUGGUAGGUUUGUGAGGGAAUCGGAAUUCAAGUUUGCGGCUUUCAAUGGAGGACCUCGGCGCUGCACAGGCAGAGAGUUUGCGUACUGGCAGAUGAAGUGGGCUGCGGCUUCCAUUCUGGUUCGUUAUGGGGUACAGAUUGUUGAUAAGCAUCCCGUGGUUCCUAAAUACGGACUCGCGCUUUUUAUGAAGUAUGGUUUGCUUGCAACAAUUCAUCCGAGAGAAAUGACGAAUGGGGAGAUUAGCAAAUAAUCUUUCAAGUUAUCAAAAUAUCUCACUGAAACUGUUCAUGAUGGCAGUAGCAGAAUGCCGAGCCCAAAUGAUGGUGUAUGCACGGAAGAUUCGCUAUUUCGUAUUGUUGCCAGGAGGCCUUCAUUAAAACUCAUUAAUGUAUUUUUAUGUCUUGUUAUCAUCCAAAA
Molecule: messenger RNA, 1738 nt
Organism: Cryptomeria japonica (Japanese cedar)
Lineage: Eukaryota; Viridiplantae; Streptophyta; Pinopsida; Cupressales; Cupressaceae
Product: cytochrome P450 86B1
Exons: 1
Coding region: 9-1571 (520 amino acids)
Molecular function (GO): oxidoreductase activity, acting on paired donors, with incorporation or reduction of molecular oxygen; monooxygenase activity; heme binding
Source: RefSeq, a predicted model, not a curated record